Molecule: messenger RNA, 3820 nt
Organism: Limulus polyphemus (Atlantic horseshoe crab)
Lineage: Eukaryota; Metazoa; Arthropoda; Merostomata; Xiphosura; Limulidae
Product: zinc finger protein 628-like
Exons: 1
Coding region: 178-2103 (641 amino acids)
Cellular component (GO): nucleus
Source: RefSeq, a predicted model, not a curated record
ACUUUUUUUCAGGUUACGACCUUGACCAUGUUGGAUGAUUGGAUGUCAGUAAACCAUAAAACAAAUGCAGCUCACAAUAUCUUAAAGACUGGCAGGACCACAGAACAAACCUGAAGAUUUGCCAUUCAUUUACCAUCACAUAGUAACCUUCUAUAAUUUUCAAAAAUCCUGGAUUUCAUGAACAGCAACCCUCCAACCAGUACCAUGCAGAAUAGUACAUAUCCUUGGGUGACUCCAACAUCUCUUAGUCACAAAAGUUGGCCUCCUGGAUACCAGGCCAGUUUAACUGACCUCUUUCUUAAGAAGAACCCCCUUCAUUUUGGAACAGGCAUUUCUCAGUUAGCUGCAGCAUCUAGCUACAUAGAAAAAAUGUCAUCAUUCAAUGAGCAUUCACAAAAGUGCCCCCACCCAGAUGCUAAGGAUAAACCCUACCCAUGUGAGGUUUGCCAGCAGUAUUUCUCUCUUUACAGCAGUCUGAAGUCCGACGGAGCCUGCAGUAGUAGCAGCUCCUGCAACAUGUCUACUCAUCCUAGUAUCAGCCGACCACUCAGUGCUCCACCUGACCGUAAACAGGUGCCACCAACAUCACAAUCUCCCACUUUGACUGCACAGAGCUCCAGCCAUCCCCAGCAGGCUCCUCUUGCUCUUCUUCCUCCUCCUCCUCCUCCACCACCACCACCACCUUCCAUGCCUGAAAGAUGUCAGGCAAACCAUGUUGACUCCCAAAUGAGCCAACAUCACCCCCGUCGGCCUCGGCCAGCACCAACCAAGCAGUUUAUGUGUCCCGUUUGUCACAAGUACUUCACUCAGAAGGGUAAUCUAAAGACUCACAUGAUGAUUCACACAGGAGAGAAACCUUACUCCUGCCAGGUUUGUGGUAAAAGCUUUACUCAAAAAGGCAAUGUUGAUACACACAUGAAGAUUCACACAGGAGAGAAGGAAUUCUCGUGUGAUUCCUGUGAUAAACGCUUUACCCAGAAGGGAAACCUUAAGACACACAUACGGAGUGUGCAUACCAAAGAAAAGCCAUUUGCGUGUGGAGUUUGUGGGAAAUGUUUUUCUCAGCGUGGAAAUAUGCACACUCAUGUGAGAACCCAUAACAAGGAUGAUCGUUUCCCUUGCACUAUGUGUGGCAAAACCUUUUCACAAAAAGGAAACUUGAAAACUCACAUGCAGCGUCACACUGGUCAGCUGCCUUCUCGUCGUUAUGGUUCUCGAGGUGGUUCACGUUCCUGCCCCAUUGGACCGCGUCCAAUGCUUCAGGGCUCCAGAUCCAACAUAAACCAGUUUUCAUCUUUUUCACUUCAUGACUCCUCUCCAGCUCCACCUGCUCAUGGGUCUCCACAAACCCAUUCUCCCUCUCUUAACCCUAUUAAUCUUGGCAAAUCCUCUCAAACUCAAAAUGCCCCACCAAGGCCUACUCCUAGCCCCUUUCAAAAUGUUCCAAAAGCAGCACCAGAAUCACAUUCCCAAUCAGUUCCUUCUCGCAGCUCUCCUCUUCCUCAGGUAUCUGCAAACUCCUCCUUAGGAGGGAUCCAUAGAACACCCUCAUCUACUCAGCCAUCAUCUGUUUCUAGCCCAUCACCCCCCAGCAUGUUGAGUCACCCAUCAUCAUCAGUAUAUCCCCACCAGCCAUCUCCAACUCUUGCACCCCAUUCAGAAUGUAUGAUCCACCCCAUGAUGCAUAGUCCCCCUGUCAACAAUUCUCAGAUGGGUCAUGGAAAAAGCCCAUCCCCUUGUGGCACUCCUGGUCAGCUGCAGUUCUCUGAACAAGAGAGUCGGCCCUUCUACUCUGCUCCGCCCACCCCAGUUCCAGCUCCACUGGCUCAUUCCCCAAGGUGGCUCUCUCAUGGCUACCAGAGACAUUAUAGUAGCUUUCAAGCCCCGUCAUCUAUGAGUUCCUACAGUCCCAUCUCUCAACACCCCACUCCUCUUUCACGUCUUGCUCUUCUCAGCUCAAAUGCAAUGGCUCAUCAUACGUUAGGAAGUCCUCUUUCUGAUGAUAAACAUAACACCAGCGCUCCUGGAUUAUCAGGCCAUCACAUGUCGGACGACCAUUUUCACUCAUCAACUAGCCCCGACUUUUCCCAGUUGCUCGAUUGAGAGAACUAACUUCGCAACAUUUUGUAGUAAAGAUGCUAGUUAAUAUGUCAGUGGUUUCUAAAAUAGAUGAUUCAAGUGCGUAGUGGAGAAUUCAAAUUCAUCCUUUGAUCAAAGGACAAUUUAAUCUAAGCGUUUUUAGUGACAAAAAGUUAACUUGAAACGAGAGUAUAUACGAACAUAACCUAGAUAUGUCACAAUCAAAUUUACCAGAGUUUAGAAUUUUUCUAGUUAGUUCAUCUUACUCAAGGUGAUAGCAUUCCGAGAAAAGUGAACUAUACACAGUGUACUUUUCCAUUUGGAAGUUUGUUUUUUUCAUCUCUAUACAUCAGGACUUUGUUCUUUGUAAACUCUCUUAAUCGUAAUAAUGAAACGUUUACUGUCACAACUUGUGACCCUGUACAGUCAUUUGAUACGGAAUGGUUUUGUAUGUUUCAUUGUUAGGAAAUCUUAAAGGAUGCAGGUAGUGGUGCUUUUGUUUGAACUGUGAUAAUGCAACAAGACUGGAGCAUAAAGAUGACGUGGUAUACGUAUCACCCCGACUCCUACUCUAGGCUUCAGUGACUGGAACUGUUUGGUCGCUGCAACAAGAGUGGUGAUUUUGGAAACCGGUGAGAGGGAAUAAGACUAUUUUUAAAUAAGUAUCGGCAGGGCUCGAAAUUAGGGGUGGAAAGCUGGCGAAAAGCCAGUGGGUUCUGGUAUGUAGCCACUGACCAUAAAGGGUCACUGGCAUUUUUUUUGUUAGUUGAUAAUUCAGCCCAUUUAUUAAACCGUAGUUUAAAAUAAUUAACAACAACAAAAGUGUGGAAAUAAAAUGCUACAAUAAUGUUUUGUCAGCGGCCAGGAAAAUUGUUUUCGAGUCCUGGGUACUCAAUCUGCGUAUGCGUGUACAUAAUGGAACAUUUUAGUGUGUUUGUGAAACAAGCAUUUGUAUUCUGUACUUAUUAUAUAAUCCUUUUUGUUGAACACGGCAGCUGUUAGACGAGAUUAUGGCCUGUUCACUUCAAUUUUGAAAAUGAAGGUUCCUCGAGUAACUUUAAAGUGGUGCUGUUUGUUAAAAGAUUUCUUUACAAAGUAGCAGUAGCUGGCACCUCAACACUUAGCCUGCUGUAGCAGUAACUGGCACAGCAACACUUAGCCUGUUGUAGCAGUAACUGGCACAGCAACACUUAGCCUGCUGUAGCAGUAACUGGCACAGCAACACUUAGCCUGCUGUAGCAGUAACUGGCACAGCAACACUUAGCCUGCUGUAGCAGUAACUGGCACAGCAACACUUAGCCUGUUGUAGCAGUACUGGCACAGCAACACUUAGCCUGUUGUAGCAGUAGCUGGCACAGCAACACUUAGCCUGUUGUAGCAGUAACUGGUAUCUCAACACUUAGCCUGUUGUAGCAGUAACUGGCACAGCAACACUUAGCCUGCUGUAGCAGUAACUGGCACCUCAACACUUAGCCUGUUGUAAAUUUUGCACAAGUACCUGUAUGUUUGGAAGGUGGUGCCAGCUUUAUUGUUUAUUUGUAUAUACAGAGUGUUCUAAUGAUGCAAUUUUUCAUUGUUGGUUCCUUCUGAAGGAAUUGGAGAUUGAAAAAACAAUUUUUUUUUAGUCAAUUAAUGUUAAGUUUGUAUGAAAGUUUAAGUUUGCUGAAUGAUAAACAUUCAGAGAAAAAAAUAGUUCAGACAGUGAAAAAAAUGUUUUUGAUUUUGUUGAGAAAAAAAAAAA